AUGUGGGAUAAAUCAUACAUGAGUUGUGUUAUUACCUCAUUAAGUUCGGUGUCACUUUUAUAUGUCUAUAGAAAUCGUCUAAUUAGAAUUCCUGUUUUAUCUUUUAUUGAUGAUAUCAGAAGUAAACGGAGGAGAUUGCGAAAUGAAUCCUGUGUAGAUGAUGUUGAUCGAGAACCUUUUGAAGAAACCAAAGAAGAUACCUCUCCAAAAAAACAAGAUAACGACCCUGGAAAUGAAGAAAGCGUUUCAUCAAAAAAAGCCAAACACUUGACAAAGAUUGACGACGACUUUAAAGAUGUGAGCACUCUGGACAAAGAGUUCGUAGAGGAACUUGCCAAAGAAACUGAGGAAGAAAAGAAAGUUGAAGAUCCCUGGCUAGAAUCAUUGAAAACCUCAGAGUUUGAUGACACACAGGUUGUCUAUGAAAGUCCAAAGAGAGUCGUAAAACCUUCUAAACGAUCUGAAACAGUGGACUUGAUCUACGAUUUACCAAAAGUUGAAGUAAUUAGACUACUGAUCUCAAUGUUGGAAGAUGAACAAACCCCUUCGGAUUACUUAAAAUCUAAAGAAUUUAAGGAAAAGAGUGAAAAGGAUCUGAAAAAAUCACCAUUUGAAGUUUCUGACCUAGCGCAUGUUCUUACCAUGACCUGGCAGAACGUGUAUUUCAUGACAAAGGAGGAAAUUAUCGAAUCGCUCAUUAACUACAAAAACAACGGCAAGGAACUUAAGAACUACGAGUUCAGGUGGGUAAAGGACGAGCUUGCCGUCCAUGGACCAUACCCACAUGAGGACAUUCUUAUGUGGAUAAUAUAUGGCUGCGUUUCUGAUGAGAAUCCAAUUCUGGUUCGUGAGCUUGAUGAACAUGGGAACCCCAAGACUGAGGAAUGGACAAAAUACAAGGACUCAGACGUUUACAACAUUUUCCCGGUUGAAAGUCAAACGAAGUCCCAAUCCUCUAAGAAACCUGAGAAAGAAGAAGAGGAAGGUGAAGAUGAUGACGAUGAAGAUGAUGAACCAGAAGACGAUGGUUUCUCAGGAAAGAGUAAGAAAAAGUUAAUUGGCGUGAGGGUCAAGGACAAGGAAGAGGAAUACCAGGAAUCUGAUGACGACGAUUAUGAAUAA
Messenger RNA from Theileria annulata, 1122 nucleotides. RefSeq lists its product as uncharacterized. NCBI's taxonomy places the organism in Eukaryota, Apicomplexa, Aconoidasida, Piroplasmida, Theileriidae. The coding region runs from base 1 to 1122 and encodes 373 amino acids. The transcript has 7 exons. The record is from RefSeq and is a predicted model, not a curated record.